Messenger RNA from Parastagonospora nodorum SN15, 1419 nucleotides. RefSeq lists its product as hypothetical. The transcript has 3 exons. Bases 1 to 1419 code for a protein of 472 amino acids. Lineage: Eukaryota; Fungi; Ascomycota; Dothideomycetes; Pleosporales; Phaeosphaeriaceae. The record is from RefSeq and is a predicted model, not a curated record.
AUGCACCCAUUGAAUCACUAUGCCGCAUACGUUUAUGGCUUAUGCUGCACAAGCAAAAGAGGAAAAUCCAUAUUCGACCAGUCCAUCUUGGCCCGGUACUGUUUGCCCUCCCUACGAUCAUACCAAGACGAUAAAUUCCGAAAUCGCCACGGAGAUGUGAAACUCGUGGGUAUUUGGGAUAGCCCAUGGUUCCUGGGUAUUCUCGAAGAUCUAGAAACAUCUCUCGAAGAUCUAGAAGUAGAGCAGCUCUGUGAUGGAGACGAAAAGACGCUGGACGAUUUAGACCGAGAGUACCGAAUGGAACGGCUUGAGCGUUUAUUCAAGUGGUAUAUUCGGUUCCUUGAGAAGCUCUUUAGGGCACUCAUGUUCAUUUGUGUCUUUUCGGUGUUCCCAAAUGAGCGUCGGCCACCAUGUAAGACAAUGCCUUGGGACAUCCUUCCAUCUCUGGCCGUACUUUGGGGUGUAUGCUGGAUGUUCUACACCCCCACGAAUGGAACCCAAGCAGAGGAGGACUACAGAAUCGGUGUGAACAACGCAUUUCUCAACUUUCCUCAUGCCUCCUUGGCCGAGAGCCCCGGUCACCAAUUCCCGUUUUCUACUUAUGAUAGUGAUCAAAACUGGGACUGGUCAAAUGUCGAUUUUGGAUACAUGACAGACCGCUUACAGCCAUGGGCAAUACCAGCGGAGGUGAAUCCUCUGCAGAGUACCUUCGAGCCAAUAUCGAGCUUCGGCAUCGACGCAGGCCUAGGGGUAUUCACGGUGCCGUCGACAGACAGUGAUGGCGGGAAAACCUUAGCGGGACACGGUAUAGCCAGUGCAAUGCCCAGGAACGAGUUCUCUACAGAAAAUAACAGAGCGACCGGCCAGUUUGACACGGCCGAUCGUCAGCAUGCUCCACCUCCUGCUCCAUCUAGAAGACAAAGCGCAUCCGGCGAGCCGGGUCAGAAAACCCAUCGUUCACAUCUCCUGCAAGACGAAGCGCUGUCAUCGAACGACACAUACUACUACUGUCCGGAGCCCAGCUGCGACCGAUCCAACAAGCCAUUUGCGCGGAAAGACAAUCGAGACGACCACAUCAAACGGAAGCAUGUGAAUUAUUUCGACCGAGAUUCGCAGAGUAUGCCAAGCAACUCUAUGCACCAAGAGAACGACAAUCAGGUAUCUGAUCUCGACUUCACCCAGCAAAUGGGUCCCGAAAUAGCGCAACGGCCAGCCACGGGGAAGAGAAAGCGUGUAGAGACCCAUGAAGCAUCCGCCGCAAGCUCAACAACCGCAUGCGAGGAUUGCGGUAGUGUUCAGGCCGAGAUUUCCACGCUAAAGCGAAGAGUGAUAGAGCUGGAGGACAAACUCAGAUCCUCGAAGGAGAAGGCGGAGACGCUGUCUGAGGUUAUUCGAGGUGGAUGGAAUCGAGGAAACUAG